This is a messenger RNA of Stomoxys calcitrans (stable fly), 930 nucleotides long. RefSeq names its product pyridoxine/pyridoxamine 5'-phosphate oxidase (gene sgll). Lineage: Eukaryota; Metazoa; Arthropoda; Insecta; Diptera; Muscidae. Bases 187 to 894 code for a protein of 235 amino acids. Gene Ontology annotation, molecular function: pyridoxamine phosphate oxidase activity; FMN binding. The transcript has 4 exons. Gene Ontology annotation, biological process: pyridoxal 5'-phosphate biosynthetic process; pyridoxine biosynthetic process. The record is from RefSeq and is a predicted model, not a curated record.
AAUUUUCAAUGGCCAAACAACAAUCAUGCAAAUAUAAACAGAAGAUAAGCGGCAAUAGAAUAAAAAAUAAAUUGUUUUUAUUACUGCAAUGACGUUAAACUGCUAACUGUUGUACGGAUUGCAGCUGCUUAGAUUAAAAUUUAAACCGAAUUUGAUUGAAAGAAUCAGUUAUUAAAAAUUCGCAAGAUGUCAACUGCAAGUGUUCCAUUAUCCGCUCUGCGCAUGAAAUACAUGGAAAAGAAAGAAGCAUUUCUGGAGGAGAACAUAAAGGUAAAGGAACCCAUCAGUUUGUUCAAUGAAUGGAUGAGCCAGGCAGUGCAAACGGAAGGUAUUUUAGAACCAAAUGCGGCUUCAUUGGCUACAGUGAAUAGUAAAGGCUGUCCUUCCAAUCGUUUUGUUUUACUCAAAGAUGUGUCGCCUGCAGGAUUCACUUUUUUCACCAACUAUGGCAGCCGCAAGGCCAGCGACAUUGAAAACAAUAACAAUGUAGCCAUGACUCUUUAUUGGUGUCCAUUGCGUCGUUCAGUGCGUAUUGAGGGUACUGCUGAGAAAAUCCCUAAGGAAGAUUCCUUAAAGUAUUUUCAUGAAAGGCCAAGAGCCAGUCAAAUUGGCUCUUUAGCUUCGGAGCAAAGUUCUAGAAUACCUUCACGUCAGCAUUUGGAUCAAAUCGAAAAGAAACUCAAACAAGAUCUGGGAGAUGAUAAGGAGGUACCUCUGCCCAACUGGGGUGGUUACUUGAUACGGCCAAGGUUAAUUGAAUUCUGGCAAGGACAGACGGAUCGUUUACAUGAUCGCAUUGUAUUUAGAAAGCAUGCGGGUGUGGAGAAGGAAGUUGACAAUGUUUUAAUACAUCCUGCUGAAAAUGGUUGGGUUUAUGAACGCUUGGCUCCUUAAUUGCUAAUAAAGAAUUUAUGGCUGUAACCAAAAUGA